Mizuhopecten yessoensis (Yesso scallop) is the source of this 1811-nucleotide messenger RNA. Its product is annotated as tubulin beta chain-like. The coding region runs from base 83 to 1420 and encodes 445 amino acids. The record is from RefSeq and is a predicted model, not a curated record. The transcript is spliced from 4 exons. NCBI's taxonomy places the organism in Eukaryota, Metazoa, Mollusca, Bivalvia, Pectinida, Pectinidae. Gene Ontology annotation, molecular function: GTPase activity; structural constituent of cytoskeleton; GTP binding. Gene Ontology annotation, biological process: mitotic cell cycle; microtubule cytoskeleton organization. Gene Ontology annotation, cellular component: cytoplasm; microtubule.
CCUGCACACCAUCAAUCGAACAGACGUGGAAAUUUGUUGACCGAUUUUGGAACGAAAGAGAGCCCCCACACACUAAAUCAAAAUGAGGGAAAUCGUACAUAUGCAAGCUGGCCAGUGCGGCAACCAAAUAGGAGCUAAAUUCUGGGAAGUUAUUUCCGAUGAACACGGAAUUGACCCCACCGGUACAUACCACGGAGAUUCUGACCUUCAGUUGGAGAGGAUCAACGUGUACUUCAAUGAAGCCACAGGAGGCAAAUAUGUACCAAGAGCUGUGCUGGUUGACUUGGAGCCCGGAACCAUGGAUUCAGUGCGAUCUGGUCCUUUUGGACAAAUCUUCAGACCAGACAACUUUGUGUUCGGACAGAGUGGUGCUGGAAACAACUGGGCUAAGGGACAUUACACAGAAGGUGCUGAGCUUGUAGACUCUGUUCUUGAUGUUGUGCGAAAAGAAUCAGAAAGUUGUGACUGUCUUCAGGGAUUCCAACUUACACAUUCUCUUGGUGGUGGUACCGGCUCCGGCAUGGGAACACUCCUCAUCUCAAAAAUCCGUGAAGAAUACCCCGACAGGAUCAUGAACACAUUCUCAGUUGUACCAUCACCAAAGGUUUCCGACACCGUAGUCGAACCAUACAAUGCCACCCUUUCCGUCCAUCAGCUUGUUGAGAACACAGAUGAAACAUAUUGUAUCGACAACGAAGCUCUCUACGAUAUUUGUUUCCGUACCCUCAAGCUGACCACACCCACAUACGGUGACUUGAACCAUCUUGUCUCCGCCACCAUGUCCGGUGUCACCACCUGUCUCCGAUUCCCCGGUCAACUGAACGCCGAUCUCCGUAAAUUGGCUGUCAACAUGGUGCCCUUCCCCCGUCUCCAUUUCUUCAUGCCUGGUUUCGCUCCUCUCACAUCUCGUGGUAGCCAGCAGUACAGGGCUCUUACCGUCCCUGAGCUGACCCAGCAGAUGUUCGACGCCAAGAACAUGAUGGCUGCCUGUGAUCCUCGUCACGGACGUUAUCUGACCGUCGCCGCCAUGUUCCGUGGACGUAUGUCCAUGAAGGAGGUCGAUGAACAGAUGUUGAACGUCCAGAACAAGAACAGCAGCUACUUCGUUGAAUGGAUCCCCAACAACGUCAAGACUGCCGUCUGCGAUAUCCCACCACGUGGUCUCAAGAUGUCUGGUACCUUCAUUGGUAACAGCACCGCCAUCCAGGAGCUGUUCAAGCGUAUCUCCGAGCAGUUCACCGCUAUGUUCCGUCGUAAGGCUUUCUUGCAUUGGUACACUGGUGAGGGUAUGGACGAGAUGGAGUUCACAGAGGCUGAGUCCAACAUGAACGACUUGGUGUCUGAGUACCAACAGUACCAGGAUGCCACAGCCGAGGAGGAGGGAGAGUUCGAGGAGGAAGAGGGAGAGGAAGAGGCUUAAAUGCUUUGAACCCUUGAAACUUUGAGAACUUUUAACAGAAAUCUAAUCCAUCUGAUUUCAAAGCUUGAUUUUAACAUCUAGAAAGAGUCGACAGAAUUUUGAAUUCUGAUACAAUUAUCUUUAUGUAUGCGUAGAGAACUAAAUAAGAAUCAACAAGAGGACAGAUAUCAGAAGAAACAAACACCAAGGCAUGAUAUCAACAACUACAACAAAAACAUUGACAAAUAAUACAACAUUAUGACUAUAAUAAAAUGGGAAUAUAUGUGCAAUUAUGAACAGCAAGAUAUCCAUGGUUUUACCGUAUUGCAAUAUUUUGUUAUUUUCAUUUUGUUAUUUUAACGAUGAACGAACGAGUUACCUACUCAAUCAUUCAUUAAAAGAUCGAACGAUA